AUGCCUAGAACAUGUGAUCAUUUGAGAAAAAAUGCAUUAAAUACUGUUCAAUAUGCUGAAUUCAAUAUCUCAAGCUGUAACUUUGGAAGAAAUGAAGCAAUUCAUACUGGUAAACAUCUUGUACCUCUUCUCAGUACUUAUAUGCCUAAGUUACAAACAUUACGUCUUUGGAGACCAGAUGACUUUCCUUGGACAUCGAGUGUUUAUUUAUUAACAAAAUAUAAUGAACACAGAGCUAUCUUUGAACAAGAUCUUUCUCAAUUAUUUGAACAAUUAAAACGACUCGUCUAUCUUGAUAUUCAUCGCGACACAGCAUCUGAAAUAAUCGAACCUUAUCGUUUAAUGGUUCAAACUCGUUUUCGAAAUAGUCGAAUUGAUAUUCCAAUAUCAAGAUUCGUCUUUGGAUGUAAUUAUUGA
This is a messenger RNA of Rotaria socialis, 417 nucleotides long. NCBI's taxonomy places the organism in Eukaryota, Metazoa, Rotifera, Eurotatoria, Philodinida, Philodinidae. The record is from the annotation of a GenBank genome assembly.